UUUGCUGCGUCACGGCGGUGACCUUCACACAGUCCCACUAGAAAUCUGAAGAAACAUCUAGCUAGCGCGUCAAUUUGGUUUAAUUGCUAUCCAAGGUUAUAAAAGCUGAGGCCACUUUCAGUGACGCAAUUAGUCCUUCAUUGCUUUCGUUGAGACCGGGUUCUUUCUGAGCACAGCUUUUACAGAAAGUAAGCCAUGCCGAGGGGAAGCAGAAGCCGUACUUCACGGGUGGCACCGCCUGCUAGCCGAGCACCUGUUAUGAGAUCAGCGCCACCACCUGCAGCACGCCCACCAGCCCCUAUGGCACCACCUCCGUCUUCACUUGGUCCAACAGCAGCACCCAGGCAGCCGGGUCUGAUGGCACAGAUGGCUACCACAGCUGCUGGAGUGGCAGUGGGUUCUGCAGUAGGUCACACUUUAGGCCAUGCUAUCACAGGAGGCUUUGGAGGAGGAAGCAGUGCUGAGCCAUCAAGAGCAGACGUCACUUACCAGGAACCCGCACAGCCUAUGUAUCAGCAGCAGCAGUCCCAGUACACACCCUGCCAGUAUGAGCUUAAACAAUUUAUAGAAUGUGCUCAGAAUCAGAGUGACCUAAAGCUCUGUGAAGGUUUUGGAGAGGUACUAAAACAGUGUCGCUUUGCUAAUGGUUUACAGUAAAAAUUUGCUUCCAGAAUACAAGGAGAAUUUGCAAGUUUUUUUUGGAUGAACUGUUUGAACAAUUGGAAAACCUGACCGAAGACAUUUAAUCUGAAUUAAAUAGUGGAUCAUAUUGUUGAAACUAUACGUUUAAAAAAAAAAAAAAAAAACCCCUUUUAUGCUAACAAUGAAUUAGAUAUGGUAAAAAUACAGAAGAUUGAGAAAACAGGAAGAUGUACAAAUUAAUAUUUAAAACUCUGUCCUUCAAUUAUCAUUUGUAUUUUAUUUUAUUAAAUUUGUCUGUGAUACCAGGAA
Messenger RNA from Bombina bombina (fire-bellied toad), 951 nucleotides. It is a transcript of the gene CHCHD2, whose product is annotated as coiled-coil-helix-coiled-coil-helix domain containing 2. Bases 196 to 657 code for a protein of 153 amino acids. Gene Ontology annotation, molecular function: sequence-specific DNA binding. The transcript is spliced from 4 exons. Gene Ontology annotation, biological process: mitochondrion organization; positive regulation of transcription by RNA polymerase II. Gene Ontology annotation, cellular component: nucleus; mitochondrion. NCBI's taxonomy places the organism in Eukaryota, Metazoa, Chordata, Amphibia, Anura, Bombinatoridae. The record is from RefSeq and is a predicted model, not a curated record.